Molecule: messenger RNA, 1054 nt
Organism: Meloidogyne enterolobii
Lineage: Eukaryota; Metazoa; Nematoda; Chromadorea; Rhabditida; Meloidogynidae
Source: the annotation of a GenBank genome assembly
CAUGUUGCUAACACCCUUUUCUUUAUUUUUUGCUAUUAUUUUUAUUUCCGCUACAACUUUAUGCAACGGGGAAAACUUAAUAGAAGCAGAAACGGAAAAGCCGACUUCUUUGUCUAAUAAUUCUGAAAAAUCUGAAAAUUUUGAAAAAUCGAGUGCUUGUCUUGAAAUCACCCAAACGCCUAUGCCGGAAUGGAAAAUUAAAUUGGAAGAAGCCCGUGCUGAAGCUAAAAAGCGAAGUGAGGAACGUAAAGAAAGGGUUAAGAGAUUCCAGGAAGAAUAUAAACGUUGGAUGAAGUUACCUUUAGCUGAUAGAAGGGUUGAAAUGAAAAAGUGGUUUGCGGAGCGUAGGAAGGAGAGACAAGAACGAGCAAAAAUUCGUCGAGAAAAAAUUUUGGCACAAAUUGAGGCUAUUAGAAAUAAAAAUAAAUUGAAGGCACUUCCAAAGAAUGCAACACAGUCUACAACAAUAGAGCCAUCAACAUUAGAGUCGACAACAGUUUCUCCGACAACAGAAGCCUCAACCUCCCCAGCUACGGAAGAAAUAAUAAAUUCAACUGAGACAACGGAGAUUAAAGUAGCCGAAAACGCUACAAAAGCAUCAGAAGAACAACAACCAACAUCUACCGUAGCCUCUUCUAUUAACGCUUUAGAAGGUACAGAACAAUCUGUCAAGGUUGAGGAAGAGACAAAAGAGGCCUCAAAAACAGAAGAAACAAACAACAAUGUUUCUGUAAUUUCUGAAAAAGAAAAACCAGAAAUUGAAACAAUUAAAAAUACAGCGGAAAAUAAAGAAGCUACCGUGUAUAAUAAUGCUACGGAACAGCCAAAAAUUGAUAUUAAUCAAGAGAUGCCAAAAAACGAGGAACCAAAAACAGAAGAAAUUAAAUCUUCGGAUAAAGCAGAAAAUCAGAAUAUUGAGAAAGAAAAAGAGGAAAAAGCAGAAAAUUUGCUUGUAAAAGCGAAGGAAUUAAAUCAACCUUUGGGGUCUAAAACGCCUACAGAACCUAAUAAAAUUCAAAAUGAAGAGAAAAAAGAUGCUAAAAUUAAGGCUUGA